Cuscuta campestris is the source of this 2921-nucleotide messenger RNA. NCBI's taxonomy places the organism in Eukaryota, Viridiplantae, Streptophyta, Magnoliopsida, Solanales, Convolvulaceae. The record is from the annotation of a GenBank genome assembly.
ACAAAGAGCGUAGAUUUUACAGUUCCAAAUUCAUGCAAAGUACCCAUCGAGAGGGGGGCCCUACCCCAAAGCAUGAAAUCUUGAUUUGUUCUUUUUCUAAAUGUGAAUUGUAACUUUUGGUAAUUAUUACACCUGUGCUGCCUCAUCUGAGUUCAAUUUUUGUCACUCCCAUUAUUUGCUUCCCGUUUUCUUCUCUUUCUCUAUGGUUUCAUCGCGCUAAUGGCGGUUUCGUCUCCCAUUAUUACACUCAUUCCUGCUCUGCUUUCUUGUUUUGCCUCACUUCUUAUAAUUCCAUCGAUUUCCGCAACCGGAGAUGAACGGAGAACCUUCAUCGUCCACGUCCAGCACGACGCGAAGCCGUCCGUGUUCCUGACCCACGACCACUGGUACGAGUCUUCUCUCCGGUCCGUUUCUGCUUCUUUCUCCGGCGCCGAUAAUGGGGUUGCGGCUGUUCCGAUUAUACACAGUUACGGGAAUGUUUUUCAUGGGUUUUCUGCGAGAUUGUCUAGCUCGGAGGCUCAGAAGCUCGAGUCUUUGCGGGGGAUUCUUGCGGUCAUUCCGGAGCAGGUUAGGCGAUUGGAGACGACCCGGUCGCCGGAGUUUCUUGGCUUGACGACGAGGGACAGGGACAGUGCCGGGUUGCUGAAGGAAUCGGAUUUCGGGUCGGACCUCGUGAUUGGGGUUAUUGAUUCUGGGAUUUGGCCGGAGCGGAGGAGUUUUGAUGAUGCAGAUCUGGGUCCCGUGCCGGCCAAAUGGAAGGGCAGGUGCGUUACCGGGAGGGAUUUUCCGGCGAGCUCAUGCAAUCGAAAGCUGAUUGGAGCCAGGUAUUUUUCAGGUGGGUAUGAAGCGAAGAAUGGGAAAAUGAACGAGACCAAGGAGUCUCGAUCUCCGAGAGACUCCGAUGGACAUGGAACGCACACGGCGUCUAUUUCCGCCGGCAGGUACGUUUUCCCGGCGUCGGCACUCGGAUACGCCCGCGGAUUAGCCGCCGGGAUGGCGCCGAAGGCUAGGCUGGCAGCGUACAAAGUCUGCUGGUUGACAGGCUGUUACGACGCUGAUAUCUUGGCCGCGUUUGACUCCGCCGUCGCCGACGGCGUCGACGUCAUCUCACUGAGCGUCGGAGGGGUUGUGGUCCCAUACAACCUUGACGCAAUUGCAAUUGCUGCAUUCGGGGCCUCCGACGCCGGAAUAUUUGUCUCUGCAUCUGCCGGAAACGGCGGCCCCAGAGGCCUCACCGUCACCAACGUUGCGCCAUGGGUCACCACAGUAGGUGCCGGAACAAUCGACCGUGAUUUCCCGGCGGACGUACAGCUCGGGAACGGGAAAGUCCUCCCCGGAGUCAGCGUCUACGGCGGUCCAGCUUUAGCACCGCACCGGCUCCACCCGCUAGUCUAUGCCGGCAGCGUCGGAAGUGGCGGGUACUCGUCUUCACUGUGUCUUGAAGGAUCGUUAGACCCGAGAAUCGUCGGCCGGAAAAUUGUGGUCUGCGACAGAGGAAUCAAUUCAAGAGUUGCCAAAGGGGAAGCGGUUAAAAAAGCCGGGGGAAUCGGGAUGAUUCUAGCAAACGGAGUAUUUGACGGGGAAGGAUUGGUCGCAGACUGCCACGUGUUACCGGCAACGGCGGUGGGAGCGGCCGCCGGUGAGGAAAUUAGAAAAUACAUAGCCGCCGGAUCAAAAACAAAAUCCCUACCCACCGCUACCAUCCAUUUUAGAGGAACUCGGGUCAAUGUUCGGCCCGCACCCGUUUUGGUCUCAUUCUCGGCCCGUGGCCCGAAUCCGGUGACGCCGGAAAUUCUCAAACCAGACGUGAUAGCGCCUGGCUUGAACAUCCUUGCGGCCUGGCCGGACGGAAUCGGGCCGAGUGGGCUUCCGUCAGAUAUCCGGAGAACCGAAUUUAACAUAUUGUCAGGAACAUCAAUGGCCUGCCCUCACAUCUCCGGGUUGGCCGCAUUGCUAAAGGCAGCCCACCCAGAGUGGAGCCCAGCUGCGAUUAGAUCCGCCUUGAUGACGACGGCGUACACGGUGGAUAACCGGGGCCGAACAAUAACAGAUGAGAGCACGGGAAACACCUCGACGGUAAUGGAUUUCGGAUCCGGGCACGUCCACCCUCAGAAAGCCAUGAAUCCCGGCCUAAUAUACGAUAUCACCUCACACGACUACGUCAAUUUCCUAUGCAACUCAAACUACACCUCGAAAAACAUCCAUGUCGUCACUCGAAAAUACACCGAUUGUAGCGGGGCAAAAAGGGCGGGCCAUGUCGGGAACAUAAACUACCCUUCGUUCUCGGCCGUGUUGGAACAAUACGGCAAUCGCCACAAACUCUCCACCCACUUCAUUCGGAGGGUGACCAACGUGGGGGAUCCCGAUUCGGUCUAUGUCGUUUCGAUAAAACCCCCGAAAAGGACGACUGUUACCGUGGAGCCGGAGAGGCUGGCAUUUAGGAGGGUGGGACAGAAGCUCAACUUUCUCGUUCGUGUGGAAGCAGAAAAAGCAGAGUUAAUUCCGGGAAACUCUCUUGUGACUAGUGGGACAAUAGAGUGGUCUGAUGGGAACCACCAAGUGACUUCCCCCAUUGUUGUGACAUUACAACAACCACUCUAAGCCCAACGUCUGGAGCCGUGGUUCUUACCACGGCUCCAAUCAUUGGGUACUCUCAUUCGGCGAGUCUCAACCAGGUGAAGAACGACCCCUUGAGAGCGGUUCCCAUGGGUCGUUCUUGCGAAGGGACCCUAAGUGGUUUUUCUUAGAUUGCCCUUGGUGGACACUAAGGUUCCAUGUCUUUGUAUUUAUUUGUGUGUUUUGUGGCAUCUCAUAAAGUCACAAGUUGUAGCUUAGGGUUAGGAAUAGAUGACCUUUGGUUUUCAUUUUUUUUGAAGAGUGACAAUAAUCUUCAAGUGUGUGAAAAAAACAAAUGUCAUUAC